AUGAACAGAAUCGCCCUCAGACAAACCAGACUUUUUGCCGCUUCAGUACCCAGAGCCAGAGCCAUGUCGUCCCAGAACCCCAUCCACGACGCCGCCGACGCCGUCGGCCAGGAGAAGGACACCAACCCCGCGAAGCCCAGCGUCAUCUCCUCCGAGGGCGCCGUCGGAAAGCAAUUCAACCCUGACGGCAACGUCGGCCAGAUCGGCGAAGCCGUCGGCGGCCCCUUUUCGAAGGAUGGCGCCAUCGGAAGCCAGUUUGACGCCAGCAAGGGCGGCAUCGCCGGCACCGUGGAAAAGGCGGUAGACGGACCCAGAAAUCCGGCGAAGAAGUAG
Molecule: messenger RNA, 333 nt
Organism: Colletotrichum higginsianum IMI 349063
Lineage: Eukaryota; Fungi; Ascomycota; Sordariomycetes; Glomerellales; Glomerellaceae
Exons: 2
Coding region: 1-333 (110 amino acids)
Source: RefSeq, a predicted model, not a curated record